CAUUCGUAUUCACUGUUCUUAGUUAACAUGUCUCAGCUAAAAGAAUCCCUGUCUAGUUUCAGGUCCACACCACAAAUACACAAGGUAGAAAGAGCCAACCAACAAGUGUUUCAACAAGACUUGAACACAAUGAUCAUGUUCAUCCUCAUCCUGUGUACCUUGUCAAGAGAAGCCAUGGUCCAAACCACAGCCAAGAAGAUUUUUCCAGCAAAGAUCUAUUGGACUUCUACAGGAACGAUAAUGGAGGGAAGUGACCUUGUGGUAAAAUGUAGUACACAUGGGCGCAAGGAAGAAAAAGUGGCAUAUGUUUACUUGUGCAUUAACGGGGUUGCAGUGGAACAGAAGAGAACUAUACAAGAAGACACCUCUUUCACCAUGAAAAGUGUUACUGGCCAACAGAGUGGCAAUUACAGCUGUGUGUUCUCUAAAACCCAAUAUCCUCUCUCUGAAGUGCAGGGAAAAGGAGAUAAUUCACUUUCCUUCCAGGUGAUGGACCGUAUACUCCCUGCAGACAUAUCACUUGCAGGCUCAAGAACUGUGAGAAAGGGAGAUGGUGUGGAGUUUAAGUGUACAAUCUCAGACCCAAGUUUUCAAACAAAAAAUACCAGUGACUUAGUUCACGCUUACCUCUGCAAGUAUGGCUCUGUUGUUCAGAUCCAGGUGUUUGACGUAAAGAGCACGGAGGUAACGUUUACGAUUAAAAGUUUUAAUAAGAAUGACGCAGGUAACUACAGUUGUGUGAUUGAUCUGCAAUCAAAAACCCUCAAAGAUAAAGACAGAACAUUAUAUGGAAAUAAUGCAGUAUUUCUACAGGUUAAUGUGUCCUGGAGUCACUUAAUCACACUCGUGUUCUGCGUCUGUUUUCUUCUGGUCUUAUCACUGAUAGUGGGCAUAUGGUGGCUGUUCAUUAAACAAGGAGCCUUACAAUGUUAUUGUGGAAGAACACAACAACAGGAGGAGAACGAUGUGCCAGUGACAAGGGAGGGUGGCGACGGAACGUCAAACGUGGAGGAAGAAUCCAGUGAUGAAUUUGCCUGUGACAGUGAGACCAGUGGGGAGGAGUACCAGGAUCUGGGUGAAAAAUGUUUAGGUGUUGAGAUUGAGACAUACCAUGAGCUGGAGGAUUCCACCUACCAAGAAAUUCCGGUUGAAACACGGAAAAUUAAACACGUUAUAGUGCGUGUUCAAGAUGCAGCAAAUCAAGGCCCAGAUGCAGAAGAUAUGUAUGCCCAGUCACGCAAGAAGACCGGACGUCAUCAAUACAUGCCUUAAUCAUCAUUAGAUCUGCAUUAUUUCAAAGCAGUACUGCAUGUGUACUUCAUGGUUACAGUAUCUAUAAUGAUGUAUUUUAUGUAUUGUGUAUUCAAUGUGUGUCUUCCGUUGGACUACUCCCUUCAUGUUCAAGUUGACGAUGAUGCCAAAUUUUUUGGUGACCUGACAUUUGCGAUGCAUUCUAUUAAAAUAUCCGUGGAAGAUAUUUCAAAAAUGGAGUCAUUUUAAAGUACCACAUUAAGUAUUAUUGCUGGAUAUACUGUUGUAUUCUCCU
Molecule: messenger RNA, 1546 nt
Organism: Oncorhynchus masou masou (cherry salmon)
Lineage: Eukaryota; Metazoa; Chordata; Actinopteri; Salmoniformes; Salmonidae
Exons: 14
Coding region: 28-1272 (414 amino acids)
Source: RefSeq, a predicted model, not a curated record